Molecule: messenger RNA, 1492 nt
Organism: Oryzias melastigma (Indian medaka)
Lineage: Eukaryota; Metazoa; Chordata; Actinopteri; Beloniformes; Adrianichthyidae
Gene: urp1
Product: urotensin-related peptide 1
Exons: 5
Coding region: 905-1312 (135 amino acids)
Biological process (GO): regulation of blood pressure; blood vessel diameter maintenance
Cellular component (GO): extracellular region
Molecular function (GO): hormone activity
Source: RefSeq, a predicted model, not a curated record
UUGGAUUGUUACUUGGCUAUGAUUGAGCCCAGAUUUGCUUUGCCAAAUUGAAAAAGUUAAAAAUUUGCUCCUCACCAGAGUUGUUCUUUAAAAGGAAAUUAUAAGGAGGAAUUUCUAGGGAUCUCUGAACAGUGUUAUCCAAAGCAGGGCUGAAUAAAAGAUUUGAAAUGGAUUAUUAGCUUGCAGCCCAGACGGGAUUGCAGCUUUAGUGAUGUAGCUGCAUUGAUGCUAAAGGAAACAAAUCAGUUAAACUAUUACAAUCAAAAAGAUGAACAGUAGAAACGGUAAUCUAAACAAACAAAAAGGCAAUUUGACAUAAAGAAAAAACUGCAUAAUGUUUAUCACGAACAACAGUUAAAUAAGUAAUUCAACUAGUUAGAUGUGCGUCAUCUAUUGGCAGCUUUCACAGUAAAGCAAGAAAAAUAAGAAUAAAACAUGACUAUGUAGGGAACUCUACGAAUAGCUCACAAAAUGUAAAAAAAAAAAAACAUCUAACUAAUAACUACACCUCAGAUGACCACUGCUGAAAACGUGCAGUAGCCCAUAUCAGCAUGCUCUGUGUGUACCGUAGAUCUCAGAGAUGAGCAAUGACACACUCCGCCAGCCCAUCACACAGAAAUGGAGCCAAACAAACCAUCAGAGCUCCAGUGAUUACUGCCAGGGAGCAAACAUUUGUUUGGCCGCGCUGUACAAGCACAGAUAGGCUCUGGCCGCAUUGACAGGGUCACCUAAAUUGUGUCGCUGACGUCUGAUCCUUGGUGUCAAAACCAUUAAGGAGAAAACUGGUUCUGUUGAUAAUCUAUUGAUCAGUGCGUGAUGGAUGACCCCAGGGGGAAAUAUAAGUAAAAGUUCCAGGUGGAGGGAAGGAGCAGAGCGGAUCUGACCAUUGGAACCGAGAGAAGCCAUGCAUUCUGUGGUGCUGAUUUACCUGACCGCUGUGGUUUGCUCUGAGACAUGGACGCACGCUCUGCCCCUGUAUCCCGAGGCAGACCAGGAGCAGCAGGCAGAAUUCAUUCAGAAGUUAGUGUCAGAAGUUGAGGAUGGGGCCAGUGUUGCUGAGGGAGACAAGAGGGAAGUGAGUAACCUGUAUCCUUUACUGAUGCAGCAGAAUGGAGGAAGAGACUCCUGGCACAAAGCAAAAGAUGCAGCACAACAAGACAAGUAUACUAACAUGGUUGAGGACCUUAAAGAAGUCGUCUUGAAGCUGGCAGCAGCCGACAGGCUACGGUCGCAGGGUUUCCUCCGAUCAGAGCAGAGCUUACCCAAAACAAACAAAAGAGCAUGUUUCUGGAAAUACUGUGUGACCAACUAGAGCCCAGCGGCCGGACCUUUGGAGGAACUCUGUUGGAACCGCCCUCCCUCUCCAUUGUUGAUUUUAUUUCCCCUUAGACGGUGCGUCCAUCAUGUAUAUCAGAAGAAAAGAACAUAUAUUUUCAAAUCUCUGAACUUGUCUUUUUUGUGUCUCAAAAUAAACUUGAAUUUCAGAAUGCAA